CCGGACCCUACUGCUGCAGCCAGAGAUCCGUACUCUCAAGACAGACCCGAGCAGCAGAGGACAGGGAGACGAGACACUCGGAGCAAGGGAAAGGUGGUAAGGAAAACCUGGGAUAUUUUUACAUUGACUUCCUAGACGUGGAAAUGAGGCGAGGUUCUGUUUGUUGGCGCUAACGAACUAGAAGGUAAUUAGUAAAAAAAGCAAUCCACAUUGUUUUGUAUUGGCUCCAGUGUUUUUUCAAGCAAGACACAUUUAUGUGAGGAGCUAGCGGAAUGUGUUGCUAGCAGGCUAGCUAACGUGAGCUGGCUAAUUAGCUUUUCAGCCAUCCCAAGAUUUGGGGGGUUUGUGUUCUUCGCUGAGAUAUACCUCCGUUAGAAAAAAAGGAAAAAACACAGGAAAAUGUCCACCGAGUUACCGGGUCCUGCUUAGACGUCCGACCCAGCCAAGAUGUCAUACUAUAGGGCGCACACUCAUAUCUAAGUAAUUUGGAGCUUAAUAAGCAUCUUCAACACCCGCACCACAUCAUAGGAACACCGGGCUCUAUUGUUGCUGUCGAGCCGGGAUACCUUCCAGUCCGAACGGAUAAAAAAACAAGACUUUCUGGUGGAGAGACUGUCUGCCCCUCCGAUGUUAAUGUCGACCGACGUUGCAUCUAUCAUACUGCCCGCUACCCGGGGGAUAAUGGACCUGGAAAGGGACAUUGACACCACAACCGGGCCGCAUGCGAUCGCGCCUGGGGGGCCGGCGACAGUGCGGGGGAUGAAGAGAGGAGACCCCGAACCCGACGCCCAGCCAACUGCAGUUCUGGUGGACCUCGCCGCGGCGGACUGCAAACGACCGCGGAUAGACGGGACCGGGGUCGCUGACGUUGGCCAGAACAACGAGCCUUUGAACCCUGGUCUCCAUGGUUACCCUGCUCAGAAUCAGGACUCCGCGGCGGCAGACAGCUCGGUAGCCGCUGCGCCCUUUCUGGCGUUCCCCCCCCCUCCUGCCCCCCCGCAGACGGCGCGGCAGGGCCCGAGUUCGUCUCCGGGGCGAUGUUCGUCCCCGGGGGGCCGGCCGAAGCAGGAGGCGCGGCGGCCCCGGGUGGCGCGCCCAUCGCUGCCGGGACCCUCUGCGUCAACAACAACAACAACAACAACAUCAACCUUUGACCUGUGGUGUGUCUGUGCAUGCCCGUGCUCUCAGCGUUGUCUACCAGCUCUGCGUUGGGUCUUCUGCGUUGACGUCUCGUCUGUUUGUCCGCAGGUGAACAACGCCACGGCCAGGGUGAUGACCAACAAGAAAACCGUCUCCCCGUACCCUAACGGAGAGGCGCUCAGCACCUUGCCUUAUGGUGAGCAGCUGAACCUAGCGGCUGCAGCUGCUGCGGGUUGGAAGCUGAGUCCUAUGAUGGGGGCGAUGUACGGACCGGAGAUCUACGCAGUUCCCGGCAUGUCGUACUCGUCGGCGGCGGUCGCGGCCUCCACCGCCGCCGCCUUCCGGGGGGCGCUGAGGGGGCGGCCGCGCCCCGUCUACAGCGCCGUGCGGGCCGCCAUGCCCCAGCCCGCCAUGCCCACCUACCCCGGAGGCCUGGUCUAUCAGGAUGGUAAUUUCUACGGCGCAGCUGAAUUAUACGGAGGCUAUCCGGCCGCCGCAGCAGCCGCCGCCGCCGCGUACCGCUACGCUCAGCCGACUGCGGUUGCCGGGGCAACGCCGGCGGCCUACAGUGACAGUUACGGCCGGGUGUACACGACGGACCCCUACCACGCACUCGGCCCCGCCGCCGCCGCCGCGUACGGAGUGGGGGCCAUGGCCAGCUUAUACCGGGCAGGAUACAGCCGCUUCGCUCCGUACUAAAGCCCCCACAGCCCCACCCACCCAUCCAACCACCCCACCCACCCUCCCUCCUCCUCCUCCCCCGACCCCCCCCCCUCCCAGAGGAAGGACCCCCCCCCCCCCCCCCCUGAUGGACGAUACUCCAAGUCUGCUUUUGUUUCAGUGUUUUUUUUUAUCUCGUUGUUUUUUGUGUCCCGGAACGAAAAAAAAAAAAACGGAACGGAAAAAAAAAACGAUCGACGAAAGACGGGAACGGAAGUCGUGCACUACGGGCCGGGAGGAGGAGCUACAACUGAACUACACAACCCCGCCGUCAACAGUACACUACGACUCCCUCGGCUGGACUGCAGUCUAACCCCCCCCCAAGGGGGGGGGGGGGGGGCAUCAAGGAGGAGCCACAGACACACUACGGUCCUGAAACGACCCCCUCCGCACGCCCCCAACACCCCAACGUCCGCACCAUUCAAGACCGGAAGCUAAAGACUGAUCUGCACUACCUCCUCCUCCCCCUCCCCCUCCUCCUCCCACUCCUCCUCCCCCCACUCCCUCUCCUCCUCCUCCUCCUCC
This is a messenger RNA of Gadus macrocephalus (Pacific cod), 2385 nucleotides long. Its product is annotated as RNA binding protein fox-1 homolog 2-like. Gene Ontology annotation, biological process: regulation of alternative mRNA splicing, via spliceosome; nervous system development. Bases 628 to 1839 code for a protein of 403 amino acids. NCBI's taxonomy places the organism in Eukaryota, Metazoa, Chordata, Actinopteri, Gadiformes, Gadidae. The transcript is spliced from 10 exons. The record is from RefSeq and is a predicted model, not a curated record. Gene Ontology annotation, molecular function: mRNA binding. Gene Ontology annotation, cellular component: nucleus; cytoplasm.